AUGACAGCUUAUUACAGCUACCACCAACCCUUUGGGGCUCUAGCCUGGCAGUUUAUCACGUUCAUCUUCGGUACAACAGCGAUGGUAGCACGGUACCAGUAUGACUAUCGCGGACAGGCCCUCUGGUUUCUGUUCUUGACGUCUUCCAACCUCACUUUGCUUUUGGACCCGGCUCUCUGCGCUCUCCGGGCCACCAUGAAGCUCCCUGACGGCUCUGAAGUGAGAGUAAACAAGCCUCUCAUUGCCUUUAAAAUUUGUGAGAAGCAAACUACUGUCUUUCCGGGCGCCCUUGGUGAGGGUCUUCCCAAAGAAUGGCACUUUGACAAGGCGUACCUGAGGAUUUAA
Aspergillus chevalieri is the source of this 345-nucleotide messenger RNA. RefSeq lists its product as uncharacterized. The record is from RefSeq and is a predicted model, not a curated record. The coding region runs from base 1 to 345 and encodes 114 amino acids. NCBI's taxonomy places the organism in Eukaryota, Fungi, Ascomycota, Eurotiomycetes, Eurotiales, Aspergillaceae. The transcript has a single exon.